Messenger RNA from Nicotiana tabacum (common tobacco), 1098 nucleotides. NCBI's taxonomy places the organism in Eukaryota, Viridiplantae, Streptophyta, Magnoliopsida, Solanales, Solanaceae. The record is from RefSeq and is a predicted model, not a curated record.
ACCUGAGAAAGACCACAUACCUAAUCCUGGCUGAGAGCAUGCCAUUUCCUGAGAAAUCGAAUAUGAAACCCGUUGCUUGGAUAUCGAGUGCAGUUCCCCACCUCAAGAACUGGGUUAGAAGCCUGGUUUCGAUGUCAACACACGCCAAGCGCGCAUGGCGCGAUUUGUCAAAGGGUCGGUGGGAGGCUCGUACUCAUGGUCUGGGAAAGGACACGACUAUGAGAUCCCCGUCCGGUGAUGAAGAAGUUUCAUCACCUAUCUCAAAACCGGCAAAGGAGAAUAAGAGGAAAAGGGCCUCGAACUCUGAGGGUCAAAAACCCAAGAAGAGAACAACCUGUAAACCCAAGGGGAACACAAUCCCAGUGAAUAUGGAGUAAGUCCAAAGGCUAAGGGAAGAAAAAGAAGAAGAAAAAGAAGAGAAAGAAGAUGAUUCUGGGCUGGCGGCCCGUGCGCGAGCUAGCACCGAGAUUCGGCGAACUCCGGAACUGGUGGGAGUUGAUACUACUCCGUCUAGGCUUGAUGAGGUCGAGGAGAAAACUUCGGCCCAAGUACCCAAGCCGAGAUAAAUUCAUCGAAGAUGCUUUAUCUCAGGUCAAAGAGACCGUUGAAGAUGUGGUGGAUGCUGGUGCAGAAAUCGGGCUCAGGCUCUCUAAGACGGAGGCGGCGCCCCAAAAGAUCCACUUGGGGCAAUAGAGAUCGGGGAUUCCCCCUCAUUUUCUUUAUUUUCUGAGUCGAUGAUAUGCGAUGCUCAGGCCGUGGAGACUUGUUAUGGGGAAGGAGCCCACAAAGAGGAAGAUCCUUUUCGUGAUUAUUUUAUUAGGGUAGAAGGUGUCACCGGUCUGAGUGACUUAGAGGUUCCGGAGAAGAGUUCGGGCGAGGCUUUCUUGAGUUUUAAACUGACCAAUCAGUUUUCGACCCCUAGUGCCGAUCCCGGGUGCAAGCGAACAAUCAUUACCACGAUCCCGGAGGAUGCCCGAGUUCUUACUGCCCCCGUAGGGGUGGCUAGCUACCUCCGACGUUCGGUCACGGAAGAAGACCAAGCCCAAAUGGACGAGGUGAAAGCAUCUUGUCUUUUCAACGAAGCCCAACAGGCCCUGA